UUUUUGAAAAUUCGGGCAUCGAUUCAUUUGCCCGGCAAAAUGGUGAAGCAUGCUGAGUUUAUUCAUUUGCCCGGCAAAACAGCAUGCGACUUCGUUAAUUACGAGCAGGGGUAGGCGUAGGCCGGCACGGCAUGGACGCAUGGUAGUCUAUUUAUAUACACAUGCUGGUGCUGAUGCUGCGCCAUUGCUGCCUGCUCCAACCCCACCGUCCACCGAUCUGGGAAGGCAUCGUUUUCUUGUACUUUCCCUUCCGUCAGUGCCCUCGACCUCGAUGCGCAUCUCCUCCGUCCCGUCGUCCAUGCGCGCGACGGCGAGCAGUGCCAGUGCCACCGCGCUGGCGGCGGCCAUGAACAUGAAGCAGCCGCCGCACGGCGCGUCCACGCUCUUCGCGCUGCUCUCCCUGUCGCUCCUCCUCCUCCGCCUGCUCCUCCGCCUCCGCCUGGCCGCCUUCCGCGACGCCGCGCUGUCGCUCCACCUCCUGGCGCGCCUCCGCCUCCGCCCCGUCCUCCUCCGCCUCCACGACGGCGCCAGCAGCGCCACCACGCUGCGCGUCUGGUGCCCCGCCGCCCCGUCCUCCAAGCCGCCGCUGCUCCUCCUCCACGGCUUCGGCGGGGACGCCAAGUGGACGUGGGCGCGCAACCUCCCGCGCCUGUCACGCCACUUCCACGUGUACGCGCCGGACCUUGUCUUCUUCGGCGCGCAGUCACGGUCCGCGUCGCCGCUCCGCUCCGUGGCGUUCCAGGCCCGCUGCGCCGCCGAGGCCAUGCGCCUCCUCGGCGUGCCUCGCUACGACGUCGCCGGGAUCAGCUACGGCGGCUUCGUCGCCUACCGGAUGGCCGCUGCCGAGGCCAGCGACGCCGUGGGCAGGCUCGUCAUCAUGACCACCGGCGUCGCAGCCACGCCCGGAGAGAUGCGGGCGAUGGCGGCAAGGGAGGACCGCACCGUCGAGGAGGCGCUGCUGCCGAACACCGCCGAGGGGCUGCGCUUCCUCGUGCGACGCUCCAUGCAUCGUCCCCCGCCGUGGAUGCCGGACUUCGUGCUUGACGACUUCAUCCAGCUCAUGUACGUGGAUCAAAAAAGGGAGAGGGCAGAGUUGCUGCACGAAUUGCUCAAGACCGGAGCUGGCUUCGACACCCUCCCGGCUCUUACCCAGGAAACACUGCUCAUCUGGGGAGACAAAGACCAGGUGUUCCCCGUCGAUCUUGGCCACAGGCUGCACAGGCUUGUGGGAGAGAGAUCCAGGCUAGAGAUCGUCAGGGACGCAGGGCACGCGCUGCAGCUGGAGGGCGCCGACCACGUCAACCGCUUCAUCAAAUCGUUCCUCCUGGACGAGCGAAUUGGGCUGGGCCGGAAGUAAAGAUGAGGCCUUAGAAUUCCAGUCGAGGCCCAGAAGCAAACAAAGGCCUGCUCGCAGGUGGUUGCACACUUGCACUGCACGCUGCAACGAUGCGACGCACACCGACGCCAACCGUAAUUAAAAGCAGCGGAGCGGCAAUGAUAUACAGCGUUGGGGCUCCGAACUUGUUUGUUUUGUACAAUAAUGUCUGAAAGAAAUGAACUUUUUGGAGCUGAAAUUCAGGGAGCUGUCUCUGUCUGGUGCCGUGACCCGUGAUGCGCACAGUCUGUCUUCUGGCUGCCAUUUUCACAAGCUUCUAUUCACAUUCCAGAAUUGUUCUUGUGAUGCUGUGCUGAUGGACCACUAGUUGUUGACAGCCCAGUUGUGCAGCAUAUACAAGCCUAAUGCUCAGUCCAAUUGUGGCUGCCGUAUCCGUA
Sorghum bicolor (sorghum) is the source of this 1773-nucleotide messenger RNA. RefSeq names its product 4,5:9,10-diseco-3-hydroxy-5,9,17-trioxoandrosta-1(10),2-diene-4-oate hydrolase. The record is from RefSeq and is a predicted model, not a curated record. NCBI's taxonomy places the organism in Eukaryota, Viridiplantae, Streptophyta, Magnoliopsida, Poales, Poaceae. The transcript is spliced from 4 exons. The coding region runs from base 50 to 1357 and encodes 435 amino acids.